This is a messenger RNA of Aegilops tauschii subsp. strangulata, 738 nucleotides long. The record is from RefSeq and is a predicted model, not a curated record. NCBI's taxonomy places the organism in Eukaryota, Viridiplantae, Streptophyta, Magnoliopsida, Poales, Poaceae.
AUGCUGGUGGCGGAGGUCGAUGUCGACGACGUGCUCAAGCGAGCGCGGGAGCGCAGCGCCAUCCGCCAAGAAUUUCUCCGGAAGGCGACAGAUGCGAUGGGCCAGCUCAGUGGAGAGGUCGCGGUCGUGGAUGCGUGUCUUGAAGCCGAAGGCCUGCGGCUGGUUGAGGAGCGGCGCAAGCUGAAGGUGGCAGUCAGCCUUGCGCGUCAUCAGCGUGAUCUCGACAAUGCAAAGGCCGAAACGUCUCUCGUGGCCUCGCGGAAGGCCUGCUUCCGAGCCAUUGAGGAGGCUCAGGAGGCAGACCGAUGGUGCGAGAUCGCGGAGGAACGGGCGUGGGAGGUCCAAGCCUGGUGCGAUUCCCUGGAGCAGCAAGUGGAGCUGCGCCAAGCUGCCCUUGCGUCGCUGAAGGCGAUGCCCGUCGGAGAGGAGGAGCUCCAGAAGCGCGAGGAAGCGCUGGCGUUGGAAGCUGCCCAGCGCAACCUCGAUCUUGAGCGGUUGGAGACGAGGGAGCACCAGGUUACCCAGGCGGAGGACGACGUUGGCGCGUGGGAGGUCCGAAUCCGAGAAGAGAUCAACCGCCGCUUGGCGAAAAUUCUCGCGGGUCUUGUGCGCGAGUAUGGCGAGAGGUGGGAGCUGAUCAAGGCCGAGGCUGCGGGCAGGACUGCCGCCCUCAGGACCAAGCUGACUGAAGCGAUGCAGUGUGCUGAGGCCACCGCAGCCGCCCUAGCCACGGCGUAG